Messenger RNA from Diaporthe citri, 1524 nucleotides. RefSeq lists its product as uncharacterized. NCBI's taxonomy places the organism in Eukaryota, Fungi, Ascomycota, Sordariomycetes, Diaporthales, Diaporthaceae. The transcript has 2 exons. The record is from RefSeq and is a predicted model, not a curated record. The coding region runs from base 1 to 1524 and encodes 507 amino acids.
AUGAAUUCCACCGUCAGCACUCAGCAGCUGGUUAUCAUUGCGAAGCCUGGCCCUGACCAGCCCUACUGUCAACUUGCCACUGCUUUCCAGAACUGUUUGUGCCUUCAAAGCAUUCUACACCCGUGUCUCAAUACCUUGCGUGCUUUCUCCGACGAGCGCUACCGAGUUGGCAUUCUUCAAGAACUCGCAUUCGCUGCUGAGAACCAGCCUACCCACGCCGAUUUGAUGCUACCGGCCGACCGCUACUACCAGGCAAGCGAGCAGAAAGAUGCCGAUUACCGGUUUCCAUACAUCACCGCGACCCUGAUCUCGAGCAUGGCUUGUUGUGUGGGCCAAGAGCACAACUGCUAUCGUUGUUCGCUGGAGGCGCCUUUCCAUACCGUCCGCAAUCCCUUCAGAGCUGCUCAUGAUCCCCUUUACAAGGAUUGUAGCAUGCCUGGAGACAUCACAGUCGGCGUCAUCGACAUAACGGAUCUGCGAAAGCUUCGAUACUGCUUCCUCAACAUGCCCAUCUGGUGCGUCAAGUGCGGCCUGCGGAGCUACCACCCCGACAGCAAGACAAUCAUCGACACGUACGGUGGUGAUCUGCCGGAGUGGGAGAUGGCAGACUAUACACCUUCAGACGGCGAGCCUAUCUCGUACCGCAUAGAUUUCGAUUCUAACGGCCAGCUCGGGCCUAUGCGUGAGGGACCAGAUGUCGGGGCAUUGGAGAUGUUGCGAGCAUACCCUCUUAUCGAUGUUGCUACUCUUGCAAAUUGCUGGCCAGCCGCUGCCUGGAAAUUGCCCGAACAACCGACGGCGGAUUCCAACCAUGUCUCAGUCUAUCUGGGUGCACCCAAGUGCGGAAGCAAGUCUCUUGGAGAGCUAGCACAGAAUAAAAUCCUCGACGCGGUCCUCCUCGGCCUCCUCGACGACCUCGAGCUGCUCGACUACCCGAUGCUGAUCCGCGGCUUCCAAAAGUCCUUCCUCGCCAUAUGCUCUGCGCGAGCCGACGAGCUCGCCGCCUCCGAGCACCAGGGUAUUAUCGCUGCAAUGCUUGCCCGCCUCAUGGACGGAGCAAAUCACGUGGACCUUUACCCAUUUCGCCAGCUUCCACUGAGUACGAUCCGAGAAAUUCUCUGCAGCGAUCGCCUCAAAGACAUGAAGAUACUCAACCUGUCCGGACUUUUCGCCGAAUGUCCUGAAGAGAUCUGGACGACGCUCGACGCCAUUCCCCACCAGCCGGAGGUGGUGUACCUGCUGAGCCCGCCGAGCGUGGACAGGACGGCCGAGAGGGCGGUAAUAAAGAGGACCGUCCCGCAUUACAUUGCAGGAGGGAGGUGCAAGUUCUGGGACCGGGUGGGCUCCAAGAGGAUCAUCAUGAGCGCGAGUAUAUCCACUGCGCUGAUGUCGUACGCCUCCUCCCACCGAGGCAGUAAUUUUCAGAGCAACCCCCAGUGGGAACGAACCUACCUCAACUACCUGCGCGAGCUGGUUCGGGGUGAUACAAUGCGUCUGCGGCUGUGGCCUUGGAUGUGGUGGUGA